Molecule: messenger RNA, 763 nt
Organism: Solanum tuberosum (potato)
Lineage: Eukaryota; Viridiplantae; Streptophyta; Magnoliopsida; Solanales; Solanaceae
Product: xyloglucan endotransglucosylase/hydrolase protein 31-like
Exons: 3
Coding region: 109-585 (158 amino acids)
Biological process (GO): glucan metabolic process
Cellular component (GO): apoplast; cell wall
Molecular function (GO): hydrolase activity, hydrolyzing O-glycosyl compounds; xyloglucan:xyloglucosyl transferase activity
Source: RefSeq, a predicted model, not a curated record
UUAUAGCUUUCGAACAGUGAAGACUUUCCAGGGCAUCAUGAUGAAAUUGAUAUUGAGUUCCUUGGGACUACUCCAGGUAAACCAUAUGUGUUGCAAACAAAUGUGUACAUGAAAGGAAGUGGGGAUGGUCAUAUUAUUGGCAGAGAAAUGCAGUUUCAUCUUUGGUUCGAUCCAACUAAAGGUUUUCAUAAUUAUGCUAUCCUUUGGAACCCCAAUGAAAUAAUAUUUUUUGUGGACGAUGUUCCAAUAAGAAGGUACCCAAAGAAAAGUGAUGCAAUAUUUCCACAAAGGCCAAUGUAUGUGUAUGGUUCCAUUUGGGAUGCUUCAUCAUGGGCUACAGAGGAUGGAAGGAUCAAAGCUGAUUAUAAGUACCAACCAUUCGUCGGAAAAUACAACAAUUUCAAGAUAGGUGGUUGCACCACCAACGAUAAUCCUUCAUGCCGCCCGCCAUCUGGCUCUCCAUCGAGAUCCGGCGGGCUGAGCCGCCAACAGAAUGAUGCAAUGGAAUGGGUGCAAAGGAACUAUAAAGUGUACGAUUAUUGUCGUGACCCCCAAAGAGAUCGUACUCAUACACCUGAGUGCUAGAAAUGGAGAAAAGAAAAUAAAUACAGUUUUAUUUUUGGAGUGUCUUGGGAUGGAUCAUAUCAUGAUGAAUGUGAUGAAAAAGUAAUUGAAGCGUCCAAGCCUUCAAGGAUUUGGAGAUGUGGAAUUUUACUUAAUUUUCUUAAAAAGUUGAAGGUAUAAUUUGAGCAUUUUUGUUCCA